AUGCCGCCAAAUGGGAAGAAAGGGUCGGCGGCAGCUCGCCCGCCGCGCAGAGAUGUGCUGGCUUCGCUUCGCAUGGCGUCAAUGGAAGAUAUCUCUCGGGGCUCACUACCAGCGGAGAUAAUGUCGUCAAUUAUCGAAUACCUUGAUCCGAUAGAACUCGUUCAAGCAGCGAGGUCCUGCAGGCUCCUCCACGAAAUGGCGUAUGACGACACUCGAUGGGUACAAAAGCUAAAGCGAAUUGGAUGUUGGGACGAGACGGAUGCGCGGAAACAUGCCGAGACCGUCUUUGGGACCGUGGCUGAUUUGGAAACUGCCAAACAAAAGGAUAUGGCAGAAGAAGUCAGGAGUGCGGUUCCCACCAUUGCAUUGGAGAAGAUUCACCCAGCUACCAGCGUGAAUGAAUUGUCAGACGGGUUCGACAAGAUUGAAUUAGGGAAGGUCGCGCCACAAACUGACAUGCUGGAGAUGGACGAUGAGGAUCCCGUUCUAUCGGUUAUAAGGAAUGCCAAAUCAAUUCGAGGAGAGGCUCGCCAGCAGUAUGGCAAGAUCCAUGCUGCCUUGGGGCCUUUUUACUACGACAUUGGGACGAAUGGACCCUCGACUGAGAACCUGGUUUUCACCAAAUACAAAGAUCCGCAGGCACAAGCUAAGGUACUAUCGCAACUGCUGGCAUUUGCGAAAUCCGACAUGACCAAUGGGUGGCAAGAACGAGGAGAACGCCUGGAGAGCACGAUCUCUAUGUUUGAAACCGCCGCAUUGAAUGAGUUCCGAAAUGGAUAUGAAACGGGCGAUAUCGAUGGGGUCAUGCGGAAGUAUGCCAACAUUUUGUGGAUUCUCAACGGUGGCCAGUCUGCCGUAGAGCUCUUCAUACACCAUAACCACCUGGUGACACGAAAGUCCGAGCUGGGUACGCUUUCCGACUGCAUCGAUGGAUCGACUGGGGAGGUCAAACUACAGCAGACUCAAGCGUUCUUUACUCGGUUGAGCGUCGGAUAUAACGAGGAAAUUUCCAUCAUGAACCGGGUAUUCCCUCCCGAGCUAGAUGUUGCACGACGAUUCAUGGAGAAAAUUGGACAAGACGUCCUAUAUCCCUUCUUGACAGCUAUAUUUGACGAACUUCACCGAACUAACAUGGAGUCCUAUUUGAGGGCAAUUUCGAUCACCUUCAUACAGUGCAUGAACUUAUCCGAGUCCUUGCUGCCAAUCCGCAACUCCGGCGAGAAUUUCGACCACUAUUUGGACACGGUGGUUGCCAGGAUUUAUGAACCACACAUCGAUCUUUACCUAGCAGAAGAGCUCGACUUCUUCCGAAAGCGAUCCGAGGCCAUUGUAACAGACUGGGAUCGUCAACUAUCUGAACAAGCAGCUUCAACUGAAUCAUUCUUGAUGUCCAAUAUCAAUCGCCAAGCCGAUAAGCGGGAUUUCCUGACUUCAUUCAAGAAAGUGAUCAUGAUGCCUGUCAAUAUUCUACCCAGUUUUUCGAAAACCACCGAAGAACCCAAAUCCGAUUCCGAAGAGAAUGGUAAUAUCACAGCGCCAAAGAGUCCCAAUCGAUUUUCCACAAUUUCAUCACCCACACCGAUGCCGGUAGAAGAAGUCCCAACCACAGAACUCGCAGCCAAGGCAGCCAUCAUGAAGUCGAAGAUGGAGGGUAUUCGAUCUUUGUUUAGUAUCGAGAUUGCAUUGGGUCUCGUCCACUCGGCUAAGUCGAGUCUGGAGAGAGCCGCGCAGUUUGUACGACUUGGCGGGGAAUUCGGUGCAGCCGCGAAGCGGCAAUGUCAAGCAAUCUUUGUGGCACUGCUGCGUAUAUUGGGUCAUAGCCAUGUGAUUAUUGGAUUUGACAAGGCUGUGGAUCAUUUGUCCAAUUAUAGACCACGUGAACACGAGGAGCGUGAUCAAUCAGGAGUCGAGCCCUUGGUGACCUUUCUGGAGUUGGUCAACGUGGGUGAUCUGAUCCUGCAGAUGGUAGAUGUAUUCUAUGAGCAGGAAUUGAUCGGUACGAGUCUCACUGAUCGUAAUGACUUCUUGGAUCCAGCGAACAAGGAGAAGAAGCGGUUUGAACAGAUGUUGGACGAGCGGGUAGCGGCUGGGCUCAACAAGGGUAUUGAUGUCUUGAUGGAGGAAGUGGACUACAUUCUUGCUACGCGGCAAAUGGCCACAGAUUUCAACCCUGGUGUCUCCUCGGACCCUCACCGACAGACUAUGGACAUCAGUAUCAGUCCGGCGGCCUCAUCUAUUGUGGACGUGGUUUCUUCACACACGCAGAUGCUGGUGGGAAGUACCGACAAGAGCACAUUGGAUGUCUUCAACCAGGAAGUUGGAUUGCGCCUGUUCACGGCUUUGUGCAAGCAUAUCAAGCGGCAACGGAUCAGCGUCGAGGGUUCUUUGAAGCUCAUCAGCGACAUGAAUCACUAUUUCAAGUUCGUUCAGACCUUGCGGAACACUGAACUCCUGCUCUAUUUCAAGGCAUUCCGGGAGCUUGCCCAAAUCUACCUGAUCGAUCCAUCCGACGCGAAAGAACUGGCAACCGUCAUCGCUGACGCCGACCGUUUUUACGGGAUAUGGCGCGUGGAAGAAGUGUACGAGUUUGCGGAACGCCGGGCCGACUGGUACCAGGUAAAGCGUGAUGUGGAACGAGCUAUGUAUGGCAUUGGCUGCAGUGUUAUGUAA
Penicillium waksmanii is the source of this 2670-nucleotide messenger RNA. Its product is annotated as exocyst complex component Sec10 family protein. Gene Ontology annotation, cellular component: cytoplasm; exocyst. Gene Ontology annotation, biological process: exocytosis; Golgi to plasma membrane transport. The record is from RefSeq and is a predicted model, not a curated record. Gene Ontology annotation, molecular function: protein binding. Lineage: Eukaryota; Fungi; Ascomycota; Eurotiomycetes; Eurotiales; Aspergillaceae. The coding region runs from base 1 to 2670 and encodes 889 amino acids. The transcript has 3 exons.